Molecule: messenger RNA, 1836 nt
Organism: Penicillium canariense
Lineage: Eukaryota; Fungi; Ascomycota; Eurotiomycetes; Eurotiales; Aspergillaceae
Product: methylenetetrahydrofolate reductase (NAD(P)H) MET13
Exons: 3
Coding region: 1-1836 (611 amino acids)
Biological process (GO): tetrahydrofolate interconversion
Cellular component (GO): cytosol
Molecular function (GO): FAD binding; methylenetetrahydrofolate reductase [NAD(P)H] activity
Source: RefSeq, a predicted model, not a curated record
AUGCAUAUCCGCGAGAAGCUCGCCAACAAGGAGGCGGCGGGGGAGCCGGGAAUCUCCUUUGAGUUCUUCCCUCCUAAGACGGCUCAGGGUGUCCAGAAUCUCUAUGACCGCAUGGACCGAAUGCACGGGUUAGGCCCCUCAUUCAUCGAUAUCACAUGGGGUGCGGGCGGUCAUUUAUCUGACCUAACCUGCGAGAUGGUUGGCGUUGCUCAAUCGGUCUAUGGCCUGGAGACGUGCAUGCACUUGACCUGUACUGAUAUGCCACUGGAAAAGGUUGACCAAGCCCUCCAGGCUGCCUACAAGGCUGGCUGCACCAAUAUCUUGGCUCUGCGGGGUGACCCGCCUCGAGACAAGGAAACUUGGGAAGCGGCCGAGAAUGGGUUCCGAUAUGCAAAAGAUCUGGUCAAGUACAUCCGAGAGAAGUACGGCAAUCAUUUCGACAUUGGUGUGGGAGGCUAUCCGGAGGGCGCUGAUGACAACCCGGAUGUGGAUCAAUUGAUUGAUCACUUGAAGGAGAAGGUGGAUGCGGGCAGUUCUUUCGUGAUUACUCAGAUGUUCUACGAUGUGGAGCAAUUUAUCGAAUGGGUGAAGAAGUGCCGAGCCAAGGGCAUCAAUGUGCCUAUCAUUCCCGGCAUCAUGCCCAUUCAGACAUACGCUGCUUUCAUUCGCCGAUCCAACUGGACCAAGACUCGUGUGCCACCAGAGUGGAUGGAAGCUUUGGAGCCUGUCAAGAAUGAUGAUGCUGCAGUGAGAGAUAUUGGCAAGCAUUUGAUUGCUGACAUGUGCCGAAAGCUGAUGGCCUCCGGCAUUAAUCACCUGCACUUCUAUACAAUGAACUUGGCCCAGGCAACAAAGCUAGUGCUGGAAGAACUGGGUCUGGCCCCAUCCGACGACUCUCCUAUCCAGAGAGCUCUGCCAUGGCGGCCAUCCCUUGGACUGGGCCGGAGAACCGAAGAUGUGCGUCCAGUGUUCUGGCGCAACCGGAACUCGUCGUAUGUUGCUCGCACCCAGACAUGGGAUGAGUACCCCAACGGUCGCUGGACCGACUCUCGUUCGCCUGCGUUUGGUGAGCUUGAUGCAUACGGAGUUCGGCUCAAGGGUACCAACGAGCAGAAUAUCAAGUUGUGGGGCGAGCCCAAGUCCAUCAAGGACCUCUCAGAGAUUUUCAUUCGCUUUUUGGAGGGCAAGUUGGAUCGACUUCCCUGGAGUGAUAGUCCAAUCUCUGCAGAAGCGAAUGACAUUAAGGAUCUCUUGGUCAACCUGAACCAAAGAGGCUUCUUGACUAUCAACUCUCAGCCUGCAGUGAACGGCGUCAAGUCUUCUCAUCCUAUCUACGGAUGGGGUCCCAAAAACGGUUUCGUUUACCAGAAAGCUUACUUGGAGCUCUUAGUUCCCGCUUCCCUAAUUGAUGAACUCGUUUCUCGCAUCGAGAAGAACGAUGACUUGACAUAUCACGCCAUCCGAAAGAACGGCCAGCUGCGGACCAACACCCGAGAUAGUCCGAAUGCCUUGACUUGGGGUAUCUUCGCUGGACGGGAAAUCAUCCAGCCAACCAUCGUCGAGACAGUCAGUUUCCUAGCCUGGAAGGACGAAGCUUAUCGCCUGGGUGAAGACUGGUCAAAGUGCCACGAUUCUACCAGCCCAAGUCGGAAACUGAUCCAGCAGAUCAUGGAUGACUGGUACCUGGUCAAUAUUGUCGACAACGACUUCCACAGGACCAACGCUGUCUUCGAGUUGUUCAAUGACCUAGAGGUCAAGGAUCUCAAUGUCGAGCUGCCCGGAAAGCCGGAGACCAAGGUCGCUGCGGAACAAAACGGAGCUGCGACCAAAAAGUAA